This is a messenger RNA of Lingula anatina, 1830 nucleotides long. RefSeq names its product growth hormone secretagogue receptor type 1. Gene Ontology annotation, biological process: G protein-coupled receptor signaling pathway. NCBI's taxonomy places the organism in Eukaryota, Metazoa, Brachiopoda, Lingulata, Lingulida, Lingulidae. The record is from RefSeq and is a predicted model, not a curated record. Gene Ontology annotation, cellular component: membrane. Gene Ontology annotation, molecular function: G protein-coupled receptor activity.
UACACUGCUAAGUUUACGCCACAAAACAUAUCGGGUUCUGAGAAGUUCCAUUUGUGACGUCGCCAGUUGUUCGUAGCAACCAGGCGUUUUAAAAGAGUCCAGCAAAGGUCUGAAACUGUGCAUACACAUUUCAUUUGGAUCACCGACCAGCGGCUACGGAUGGCCGGGUGGUUAUUACGUACGAUUUACGGCGUCAGAUCAGGAACACAACAAACAUUUUAAUAAGUUAACUUGGCAUGAGAACGAGAUUAAUGAUUGAAUAGAUAUUUUCUGAAACAGACACACUCCAAGAUGCGUGGUCGUAGAGUCUUCACCACAAUCCCACCGCAAUUUGUGGCUUGCCAUUGAGUACGCUCAAGCGUACAACUGAAGACACACUUGACAGUGCGCGGAAGACUAACUUGGUAGAACAUCUGUCAACACUCAUCUUCCAACUAUGAACAGCACAUGUGAAUGUUUAAACACUUCAGCGGUGACAAGUGCAACAGACCCAAGCGUGGCCGCAAUCAACGCAGCUGCGGAAAUAUUAUAUUCCGUGUUUCCUUUAGUGUUUCUAGUUUUUGGAUCCGCGGGAAAUAUCUUGGCGUUUGUCGUUGUUCUACGGAAACCGCUUCGCCAUAGUUCUUCAACACUCUACCUGGCGGUUUUAGCCAUUGCCGAUUUGGGUACACUUUGGUUUGGCCUCUCUAGACACAUAUUGUUGGCUUUUUGGGACCUCGAUAUUCGAAAAAUACACUCAUCAAUCUGCAAAUUACAACCGUUUUUGCUGUAUUCCUGUCUUGACUAUUCAGCUUGGAUUUUAGCGGCAGUCACAGUAGAACGGUUCAUCUCCGUGCAUUUUCCACUAAGAGCCCACGUACUGUGUACUCGAAAGCGUGCCCGGUCUGUUGUGCUGAUCUUGGCCCUUCUGGUUAUGCUUAAAAACUUUCACGUUUUUAUCACUCGGGGAGACGAGUAUACAUUUGACGCCAAUGGCACCUCGAUUGACUUAAAAACUAGCUGCGGUUUUCCAUUAAAGGAACAUAGGUAUUUCUGGGUGAACAUUCUUCCCUGGAUUGUUUUCCUGUUUUACGCAGUUGGACCUUUCACCAUAAUACUCACCAUGAACAUUCUCAUUAUCAGGAAGGUGCUGAAAUCGCGUAAGGCCAGGAAGGGUCUCACCAUGCUCGUCCUUACUUCUGGCAGGAUGGCUAAUGGUGCAAACCAACGCACAAACGGCAGAGGCCAUAAUAAAGGUUUGGGAAACAGCGAGGCGACACAAACCACCGUUAUGCUGAUUACAGUGUCCCUGGCAUUCCUCCUACUGGCAACGCCGAGUUUUCUUCAUGGUAUACUGGGGCCUUACUGGAGGAAGCAGAUAACGAACCCACACGGGGAAGCAAUGUACAAUCUAGUUCGAGUCCUGGUUCUGUGUCUUAACUAUACAAACCACAGCAUUAACUUUAUAUUGUAUUGCAUCAGCGGGAAACGGUUUCGGACACAGGCGGUCAUUCUGUUGACCUGUGGCGCGAGACAGGAGAGACGGUCGAACGUCCAGUCUGGGACGGCAAACACCACGGCACGCAGAGGCCAAAAGAGACAAACCCUUGAAACACAGCUUACCUGUGUGAGUACCGUGACUUUAGACACUCCGCUUUGAUAACCAGGCGUUGUGACUGACAUUCAAUUAAUGCAGCGCCAGACUGACCAUUAUUUCGUUACCUGCAUACCUUAAAUUUGUAACGUUGAUGUAACUUCAGAUUUAAAUUCCCUUGAUUUGUGUAUACUAUAUGUCUUGCACACAUAAUGCAGAACUUGCAAAUGUGAAAAUGUACUCAGACAAUUGUAAAA